Molecule: messenger RNA, 666 nt
Organism: Adineta ricciae
Lineage: Eukaryota; Metazoa; Rotifera; Eurotatoria; Adinetida; Adinetidae
Source: the annotation of a GenBank genome assembly
AUGAAUUAUCAGUCCAGUCAUUUAAAACGCUUGCAACGUCCGGUUAAUUCAUCAGAUAAACGUCACUGUCCAUCGCUUGACCUCGCAACUGUACACGAGGAAUGUGACAAUCUUUUCAAAACACUCCGUAGACCAGUAGCACAUCAUGCGCGGCGCGGUGGUGGUGGUAGAAACGUGGGCAAUCGUCCCUGGAAUCCAUUGGCAUUCUUACGUAAACGAACAAUUCAUUAUGAUUUAGCCGAAAGUUUUAUGGAUCAUUCUACCAAUCCAUUAUCAUCACAAUUGUAUAAAUAUCGCUUUAAACAUUCAACCAAGCCAUGGCCCAACGGACGUUUUACAAAUUAUACAGAAAAACUCGAUAAAAAGGACGGAAAUCUGACUGAUAUUUUAUGUGUUAGAACAUUUCCUAUCGUUGCCAAACGAAAGAAAACACUAACCGAACCGACGACAACGAACGCGUAUUCUUCAUCCAUUAGCUUAAUCAAUCCGGUUAUUGAAGAACAACGGAAGAAACUUUGCAACGAACAAAACAAUCUGUACGCUGAUAUCUUUCGAAAUGGCAAAACAUCUCAGAUUUCCAAUGCUAGUCAGAUAAAAAAGAUCGAUAUCAUGAAUUCAUUAAUAGUACCGUCUGCUCUAACAACUGUCAAAGAAAACAAAGCAUAG